UUAAUUUCACUAAAAUAGGUGCAAGCUGAAAGGAUUUACUUCAUAUGGCACUAAAACUUACAUAUUGUCUAAAACACCAUGCACAUUCCUUUGGGAUAUAAAUAUCAAUCUGAUUAGCAAGCAGGUCUUGUCAGCCACAGUAACUUAUCCCCUGGGGUAUCUGAACCAUCACGUGCCUCUAGGACUUCUUUAAAAGGUCAAGAGGACUUAACUGAGGUCUAUAUAAGUCAUUCUCUAUGUCAUUUGAAAAAGAAUUAAGUCAAGAGGACUCUGCAGAUCUUUUGCCUGACAAUAUUUUCUGUUCUUGGCCUGGGGAAAAUUAAGUGGCCAGGUGAGUUCAAUCUUUCCUCUGGAGCUUUAGAAGACAUCACAAUAAUUCACACAAAAAAUGCAUGGAAAUAACCAAAGAUGCCCAAAUGCCAGAGAGGUCUACAAAUACAUUUGGCUUUGUCCUCAGCUUGUACACCUGAAGAUUUAACUGGAAAUACCAGUGACUCAGAUGCACGAUGUGUAUCUGAACCAAAGGAUGGAGCAGUUGGCUCCUGCAGGGCAGCACUUCUGCUCUGCCCUGGGACCUGGGCUCAGCUUGGGGCCACCUCCACAGCUGAGAGAGUAAGAGCAGUGGCAACUCCACCCAACAGUAUUUUUCAUUUUGCAGCAUUCUUGAUAUGGCUCUUUCCAGUAUCCUGACAGAAGCGGAAAUUGCUGCUGGUCUACAGAGCUGUCAAGCCGCUGAUUCAUUUGAUUACAAAACCUUUUUUAUCAAAGUGGGUCUCAACUCCAAGUCCAAAGACCAAGUUGCCAAAGUUUUUGGAAUUCUUGACCAGGACAGGAGUGGCUUUAUUGAAGAAGAAGAACUUAAACUUUUCCUGAAGAAUUUCUCAGCCAGUGCCAGAGCUUUGACUGACGCUGAGACCAAGGCGUUCCUGGCAGCAGGGGACAGUGAUGGAGAUGGUAAAAUUGGAGUGGAUGAGUUUCAAGCACUGGUCAAAUCGUAGCCAGCAGUCAAGAUAAAGACCAAGAUGUACAUGCCAUAAACAAUCUUUCUUAUUGCAAACCUACCAUCUAUUUACAUAUUUGUAUCCUGAAAGGUAAUGACAAAUUGUUGGCAAGUGGUUUCUUAUUGCUGGAAUACAUCUGAAGUGGUACAAGCAAUACUUAAGCCAUGCUGCCAGGUGUUUUAAGCAAAAGGUCUAUGCCACUGAGGGACUGAACUGGAAUCCACGCCUCAAAUCUGAAUUUAGGGCAUUAAAGAUACAAACAUAAAUAUUAAGAGGAGAAAUUGAAAGCAUCUCUGUGGGCCAUUGAAUUUUCAAUAUUUGCAUAAAUAAAUUAAAAAAACCUAGAAUUAAUAAAAUAUCCAGGUGUAAAAUGUUUAUGGUAAGUGGUAGCAGUGGUAUUUAAUCAAGAGGCAUUUCAAUAUUCAACAUGUUUUUCUGUCAUUCUUUAUGCAAGUGAUUGUGUUUCAGAGACUAAGUAUAUUGCAGAACCUUGCACUAACUAAGUCAUCAAUUAAAGAUCAGUUGGAUCCAGGAGGAAUUUAGAUUACUGAAAUAGCAAUACAUUCAAAAUUCCCCAAGGAAUCCCUCACCUUCAUGCCCACCCGAUGGCACUAUUGUUCCACUGCUAAAACAAUGUUCUGUGUGCUCAAAUGGAUUCCAGCAACUCCUCGUGUCCCACCUGCCACUUCUGCAAAAAGCACUUCAAACAAACAAGUCCCCAGUGCUCCAUAAGAGCAAAUGGGGGAAUGCUGCCUAAAUAAUCAGCAUUCUGCUGCUUUUCUCCUCAGCACUGAGAAUAACAUGAUGCCCACACCUCACCGGGUUGUAAAAUGCAUCAAUGUUUGUGAGGGAGGUAUAAUAAAAUGAAUAAAAUGAAUAAAAAAUGCUAAGAAAUUAAUAUCUUUUUUCUUUACAGACAUAUUGAAAUAGCAAGACAGACAUAAGAAUGGGGAGAAUGCAAAAUUCUGAGUAGUUUCUCAUUAAUUGAAGUUAAUUUUGUGCACUAGGUUAGGGUUCUGGUUGAAAAGCGUGGGCAUGAUGAUGUCACCACAAUUUUGCCAUAGUAUAAACACACAGAGCAAUCAAACUGGGCUACAAAAAUGAACUUAUUGCUAAUAGUACCUAAUGAAACACUGCAGUGUAUCAGGCUUUUGUCUUAGAUAUAUGACCAUAAUAAACACAACCAAACAGCCUUUUAAAAAUCUAGAUGGCUUUAACCAUCCCAAACAUUAUACUUGCAACACUACAGUUGCUCCUAAAUACUCUUUGAAAUAAAUUUGGAGCUCUUGAAAAGUCUUUUCUUGGACAAUAAUCUCCCAAAAACUGGUAUGAGUGUUUCAUACUGUAUUUGUUGGAUCUAUUUAAGAAGAUAUUUCAAUAUUUGCAGAUCAAAAAACUUAAUUUCAAAAUUGCUUGAUGAUGUUAUUGUGGUUCUGAUGCACAACAUAUUUAUGAUAAGACAUCAUGGAGAAGGAAGGAAAUAUCAAUACAUUGUUGGGGAAAUCAUCAUAUUACACAAAGUUAAGGCAAUCUACAAGACCAAUGAAAACUCAAUAAUGUGUUCAUGCUCUAUACAUUAGCCAAAACUAUAUUUCCAUUAACUCUAAUGAAUGAAUCAGGGCCUAAUAUUGUAGAAUUUUCUGUAAGAGUGAACAAAGAAUUAUCCAUCAAGCAAAUUGACAUUCAUUACUUCAAUGUCAUCUCAGGACAGCAAUUAAAAAAGGAAAAUUUGCAGAAUUAAUAACUGCAGCCUGACCGCAGGGCUAAAAGCUCUCAUUAUUUUCAGAAAAUGCUUUGUUUCUCAGCUGAUACUAUAUUUUAUGUUUUCAUCAUGCAAUAUGGCUUACCCAGACAUUUUCAAGCAUUGCACCAACAUUAAUGGCUAAAUAAGAGAGAAAGGCACAGACAGCUCAGAUAACUUCUGAGAUAGCAGGCAGCUCCUUUAUUUAACUACACUUACUUCCACCCUGAUUAGCCUGCUAGGCCUACAAAUCUAAGACAAUUUCACCACUUACCAUUCCAUUAAGAACAGUAAAAAAUUCAUGACAAGGUAAGUCUGGUAUCAGCUUCAGUGAUCACUCCAGAAAGUUAAGAUGAGCUUGUGACUAGACAGGUUUUUAGACCUUUCCUUCUUCCAGCAUUACCAAUAGGCAGAUCAGAGGAGAAAAUGCUGUUUUCUUUGCACAAGAAUAUAUUCACUCACCUUCUUUUCCUCUCUGCCUCUCACUCACACGGGCUGUCAGGCACUGUAAAAUUUCUGUAACUACUUACCAUGGGAUUUAAGAAAGCUCUUCAAAUUGUGCCUCAGCUGGAAAUACUGCUGCCUGAUCACAAACACACAUUCUCAAACAGCUCCCUUAGAGCAAAGAACAUUGUGCUGGAAUCAGACAUUUGGAGGUCUGAGACCCUUAAUAUGGGAUUGCCUCUUGUCAGUAGAAUUUUGUCACAUGCUUGGUACAUGUGUUUUAACAGUUUGUCUGAAUCUCCUUUCUUUAGGCCAUUUCUGCUAAACAAGCGACUUUUGACGAUGUUUAUGAUAAAGUUAACUCUGAUUACAGAGUAAUUUUACUUCAAACCUCACUAAGGGUUACACAUCCUCCUACUGCUGAAAUUAAUGGCCAAACUCCCACUGAAAUCAAUGAGGACAGGCAGUGAAUACAGAAGUAGUUGUACUUCAGUGCUAUUU
Molecule: messenger RNA, 3687 nt
Organism: Sturnus vulgaris (Common starling)
Lineage: Eukaryota; Metazoa; Chordata; Aves; Passeriformes; Sturnidae
Product: parvalbumin beta-like
Cellular component (GO): cytoplasm
Molecular function (GO): calcium ion binding
Source: RefSeq, a predicted model, not a curated record